Messenger RNA from Ordospora colligata OC4, 402 nucleotides. Its product is annotated as ubiquitin/L40 ribosomal protein fusion. Bases 1 to 402 code for a protein of 133 amino acids. The record is from RefSeq and is a predicted model, not a curated record. Lineage: Eukaryota; Fungi; Microsporidia; Ordosporidae. Gene Ontology annotation, molecular function: protein binding; structural constituent of ribosome. The transcript has a single exon. Gene Ontology annotation, biological process: translation. Gene Ontology annotation, cellular component: ribosome.
AUGCAGAUCGGAUUGAGGUUCGGUGGAGAAACAUCAUUUCUCCAGGUAGAGGCACUUUCGUCCAUAUCGUUGCUGAGGAAAUCAGUGUGUAGUAUAUUUGGAAUAAACUCAGAUGCGAUUACACUGCUACACAACACAAAUGUACUUGAAGGCUUCAAAACAAUCGCUGCGUGUGGAAUACAGAAUCUUGACAUUGUUCAAGCAUCUCCGAAAGUACUUGGUGGAGGAGGAAACAUGUCUGAAAACGACAAGGCUCUUGCACUACAUCAAAGAGUAACAAGCAAAAUGAUCUGUCGUGGAUGUUAUGCAAGGUGCGCAAUCAAAGCAUCGAUAUGCAGAAAAUGCCAAUGUUCAGAUCUUAGGUGCAAAAAGGAUGCAAAAAACACCACCUCUAAGAAAUAA